AGAGGUUUAUAGGAAGCUGUGGAUUGUCUGCUGUCCGAAGAUCUGACGCGAAAAGCGAAAAGUCGAGGUACUCGAACGAGACUGCGUAAAGUUAGAAUCAUGUCGGGAUUUCUAGACGGCAUCAGGUGCGGAGAUUGCGAAUGCAGUGUGGACUGGAGUGAGAAAAGGAAUACCAUUGCAUCAAUAGCCGCUGGAGUGCUUUUCUUCACUGGUUGGUGGAUCAUCAUCGAUGCAGCAGUCAUGUACCCCGAUGGAAAUUCAUUCCACCACGCUUACCACACCUGUGGAGUCAUAGCCACCAUAGCCUUCCUCAUGAUUAACGCUGUAUCAAAUGGCCAGGUCAGAGGAGAUAGCUACAGUGAAGGAUGCAUGGGACAAACAGGUGCAAAGGUCUGGUUACUUAUUGGGUUCAUGCUGGCAUUUGGCUCUCUCAUUGCUUCUAUGUGGAUUCUGUUUGGAGGAUUUGUAGUGCCUGGAAAAGAGCAUGUGUACCCUGGUAUUGCAGUCUUCUUCCAAAAUGCAUUCAUCUUCUUUGGGGGCCUGGUGUUUAAAUUUGGGCGCACUGAAGACUUGUGGCAGUAGAAACUUGUUCAUGAUACGUGCCUGGUCCAUCAAUGCACUCCCUCCUCCCAAGCCACGUGUCUCAUUCUCCCUCUCUCCCAUACCAGAACGCUCAAAUCGGUUCCUCCCCCUUUAUUUGUUUUCUUUCUUUUCUGUCUCCUCCACUAUGGCAACACUUUGACCAUGUCAGUUUGUAGACUAAGUAAGGAUUGUGCUACACAGCAGUUUUCGCAUCUAUCCAAACAGGACAAAUGGUCAUUUUAGAUCACUAAAAUGAGAUUUCAAAACAUUCUAUUAUAAUUUGUCUACUAUAGUGCUGUUUUAUUUUCUUACAGCAAACCAUCAACAUUUUGUCUUGUCUAGAUUUACCCAUUACUUGCUUUCCUCAUUCACAUAACCAAAGCUCACUUGUUAUAAUUUUCUGUCAAGUGAACUGUUCAACAGAUAUUGCCUUGCUUAUGGCAACAUAUUUUCUUGUUCUGGAUAUCUUAUUUGUUUUAAUUUGUUCUUUUUUUUUUUACCUGGCACAACUCACUAUGCCUCUUCAGUUUUUGUGUUGCUUUCUCAAUAUGGCCUGGAAAAUGUACUGAUGCGUUGUAUUUUCAGUGAGGGGUGAAUUUUGGCAGCACAUUCUCUUAGGUGUGUGCUAAACAGUGUCUCCUCUUUCUUUUAAAACAAGCUGCAGUCUCCCUUUUUAAAGAAUACUGUCUUUUACAUGUAAGAUACAUUUGUUAUAAUUCUGUCCCUGUAGGUUUUGUGUAAUAAAGUACAUAUAGUUGGGAAAUUCCACUGAAACCUGGAAAGAAACCAACAGGUUGAUGAUAAAAAAUGAUGCAAUGACUCAGUGACUGCUUCUCAUUUUCAAAAUUUUCGAAUUGUUAUUGGAAGUGUUGUCUUUUUCCAUGCAUAAAAACAGUUCUGUACUUUUAAUUUGCAAUCAUAGGUCUGGGAACUGUUUUCUUAAAUCUCGUGUGUCUUGUAAUUUGUUCUCUGACUGGGAUAAUGUCUUUUGAAUUUUGGUGAGUACAUUGGUUUGUAACCCCCCCUCCCCCUACAAUUUUCUUUUGUUUGAAGAAAUGAAAAUGCGUCUUUGAUGACUCCACAGCGCUAGAGACAACAUGUUCCCUUUCACUUGUUACUCUUUCUUCCUUAUUUCAGGCAUUUCAGAUUCUUUGAGUUUUGUUAUGUAGCUUUUAGCUUAGUGUUCACUUAUUUAUGAAUGGUUGUGUGUCUGUUGUGCAAAAGCUUUACAAUAUGGAUGGGGGAAAGAAGCACAAAUAGAUAUUUCUUUACAUUCAAGGACAGAGGAUAGGUCAGUGGGAUAAGUCUGGUUGACACUAAUAGAUUAAGGGUGUUUGAGCCACCAGCUUAAAGAAUGUAACCUUUUGCUCAUUUAAUCUCUACUCUUUAUCUCAUGUAACAACAUUAAGAUACUGCCUCUUUAAAUGUGCAGUUAUAAGUUACGCAGCAAAUAAAUUUAUUUGAAAUUGA
Molecule: messenger RNA, 2052 nt
Organism: Chanos chanos (milkfish)
Lineage: Eukaryota; Metazoa; Chordata; Actinopteri; Gonorynchiformes; Chanidae
Gene: tmem50a
Product: transmembrane protein 50A
Exons: 7
Coding region: 100-582 (160 amino acids)
Source: RefSeq, a predicted model, not a curated record